Molecule: messenger RNA, 3116 nt
Organism: Striga asiatica
Lineage: Eukaryota; Viridiplantae; Streptophyta; Magnoliopsida; Lamiales; Orobanchaceae
Source: the annotation of a GenBank genome assembly
UGAACAAAAGAAAUUAGGCCAGGCCCGUCCAAACAUAUGGGCUGGCCCGGCUUCUCUAAGAUCCCAAUAGCCCUUCAAAUGGCUUCGUCACUGUAAAUGAAAAAACGAGGACCAAAAGUAUUGCACACAACAGAGUGAGAUGGCAGACGUGCAGAGAAGAAGGGGUCCACCGCCUCCUCCUCCGGGAAGAGGUCCACCGCCGCCUCCCGCGGCCAGGCCUGCUCCUCGUGUUGAACCUGUCGACCGUGAGAAGACUUGCCCGUUGUUGCUUCGCGUUUUCACCAAGGUAGGAGGUCAUCAUACUGAUGAUGAUUUUGCUGUGAGGGGCAAGGAACCCAAAGAUGAGGUCCAAAUUUACACCUGGAUGGAUGCUACUUUACGUGAACUAACUGAUCUGGUUAAAGAGGUAGCUCCAGAAGCAAGAAGAAGAGAUGCUGUUCUGUCUUUUGCUUUUGUCUAUCCCGAUAAACGUGGUCGGUUUGUGGUUAGGGAGGUGGGGAGAACAUUUUCUUACCCUAACCCAAGACGGCCUGACAGUGGAAACAAAGCCUUGGGUGAUCUUAGUUUUCAGGUUAUGGCGAUUAAGAGAGGAUUAUUAUCUGGUGCGGGCAUCAACAGGAGCAAAGGCUCUGGAUCUCGCUUUCACAUUGCCGUCCUCGUCUUCAUCUUCUCUUUCCUCGGUUUCUCCCUUUUAUUCUUCGGCCGCGGCAUCUUUACACCGGCAACCUCGGUUCCAGUUAACCAUUCUGUGAUUAUGUCCCUUUGGGUUGAUAUCAUGUUCUUUGAGUCGAUCGAACAUUUUCUCGAUCUUGUUAUUCUUUACGAAUGCGAAGAUGAAUUAUCAGUUAUUUCUACCAGACAGAUAACGAGGAAGAACUAUUUAAAACAGGACCUUACUUGGAGAGAGAAGCUCGCAUUAAAACAUCUUAAAUCUUUAUUCUCUAAAGAGGUAAUUGAUGUCAUUAAUGCCAGCACAGAUGAAUUGGGGCCUUUAGAUGUCAAUUUUUUCCGGAAAAAUGGGUUGCCUGCAUCUUGGAAAAUUGUUGGGCAUGAAUCUAUAUCUAAUGCCACUUAUUCUGAGUCCACUGGAGCAUCCUCAAAAACAAAGCAAGAGGCAUCUGUAGUCAAAGAGGGCAAUACUUCAAAUGAGGAUAAUUCUGUAUUUUUUGAGACACCGGCUAAGCUGGUCAGAAGGCAAUUAAGAGAAAAAAGACGCGAGAAGCGCGCUGCUGAUUUGGUUAAGCAAGAUGAUGAAGUGACUGUAAAGCUUGAAAAUGCAGCUAUCGAACGUUCUAAAUCAGUUGACUCGGCUGUACUGGGGAAAUAUAGCAUCUGGAGGAAAGAAAACGAGAAUGAAAACUCUGAUUCAAAUGUCCGCCUGAUACGAGAUCAAAUGAUUAUGGCAAGGGUGUAUAUAAGUCUUGCAAGGAUGAAAAAUAAGCUUGAUUUGGCCAAUGAAUUGCAAAACCGGCUCAAAGAAAGCCAGCGGUCAUUAGGAGAGGCAACUGCUGAUUCUGAUUUACAUCACAGUGCACCGGAAAAAGUUAAAUUGAUGGGGCAAGUGCUGUCUAAAGCAAAAGAGCAAUUGUACGACUGCAACCUGGUCACAGGGAAGCUAAGAGCCAUGCUCCAGUCUGCAGACGAGCAAGUUAGGAGUCUAAAAAAGCAGAGCACGUUUCUUAGCCAACUAGCUGCAAAGACAAUCCCGAAUGGGCUCCACUGUUUAGCAAUGCGCUUAACAAUAGAUUAUUACCUCCUUCCACUAGAGAAAAGAAAGUUUCCUCAGAGUGAGAAUCUGGAGAAUCCAAAUCUGUACCACUAUGCCCUCUUCUCUGACAACGUUCUUGCUGCUUCAGUAGUGGUCAACUCAACCAUUAUGAAUGCCAAGGAACCUGAGAAACACGUUUUCCAUCUUGUUACCGAUAAGCUAAAUUUUGGCGCAAUGAAUAUGUGGUUUCUCUUGAACCCUCCCGGUAAAGCCACAAUCCAUGUCGAGAAUGUUGAUGAGUUCAAGUGGCUCAACUCAUCCUACUGUCCAGUCUUACGCCAGCUGGAGUCUGCUGCAAUGAAAGAAUAUUAUUUUAAGGCAGCCCAUCCAACCACACUUUCCGCCGGCUCAUCUAACCUCAAGUACAGGAACCCAAAGUAUCUUUCAAUGCUUAAUCAUCUGAGGUUUUAUCUCCCUCAGGUUUAUCCGAAACUGGAUAAGAUUCUCUUCCUAGAUGAUGACAUUGUUGUUCAGAAAGACUUGACCGGGCUCUGGUCGGUUGAUCUGCAUGGGAAAGUAAAUGGUGCGGUCGAAACUUGUGGCGAGAGCUUUCACCGGUUUGAUAAAUAUCUGAAUUUUUCGAAUCCUCACAUUGCCAAAAACUUCGACCCAAAUGCUUGUGGAUGGGCGUACGGGAUGAACAUGUUUGAUCUCAAGGAGUGGAAAAAGAGGGAUAUAACUGGCAUAUACCACAAAUGGCAAAAUAUGAAUGAAGAUAGGGUGCUCUGGAAACUCGGAACUCUACCUCCAGGUUUAAUGACCUUUUAUGGCCUCACUCAUCCACUUGACAAGUCAUGGCAUGUGCUUGGUCUGGGUUACAACCCAAGCGUAGAUCGUUCGGAAAUCGAGAAUGCAGCCGUUGUACACUACAACGGCAACAUGAAGCCCUGGCUUGAGCUGGCGAUGACAAAGUACAAGCCAUAUUGGACAAAGUACAUAAAAUAUGACCACCCGUAUAUACGCAACUGCAAACUAAGUGAAUGAAAGCGAACAGAGGUGGAAAGGGGGAAUGGGAAGGGAUUAAGGCGUGUUGAAAUGGUCGAGGCAAGUUUUGUGUUUUGGCCAUUCAUGAAAUCGUGCAUUUGUCCAUGAAAUUUAAUCCAAUUUAGCAAUUCUUGAUGUUGAGAAACUCGAAAGUGAGAAAUCCGGGAUUGUAUUGCUGAUACCUGUUAGUGUUUGUUCGUUUAUGUUAGUUAUGAAAAUGAGAUGUUUAUUAGUUGAAGAAGCUGAAGUUACUAAUGUAUUCUUUGAACGUACUUGGUUAACUAGAGUUCAAAUGUAACUGGACUUGAAUGGAUACUAUCCUUUGAGCAAAGAAUUUUAAUGAUGGUUGUUCUUUUUUGUUCCA